Molecule: messenger RNA, 1266 nt
Organism: Fusarium musae
Lineage: Eukaryota; Fungi; Ascomycota; Sordariomycetes; Hypocreales; Nectriaceae
Exons: 3
Coding region: 1-1266 (421 amino acids)
Molecular function (GO): protein binding
Source: RefSeq, a predicted model, not a curated record
AUGGCCUCUGAAGACGAUCGCCCCAAUGAUUCGCCCCGGAAUAAGCGUCGCAAAACAAGCGGCGACUCUUCUCCUCCUUACGCGCCGCAACGCGACGCCCUAGACAACGAUCGAUCACCUAGACAGUCUCGUCAACUAUCGAUACGAGACAAUCGCCGCAAUAGCAGGACUGUCAGCCCAAGUCCUGGUGACGAUUGUGCUGGAAACAAAUAUUACGAAAGUCGUCAACCUUUCAAGCCCAACUAUCGUGCCCGCCUUGUUCUUCAUGGUCACACCAAGCCUGUCUCUCAGGUCCGAAUAUCGCCUAAUGGAAAAUUCAUCGCAUCUGCAUCGGCGGAUGCUACUGUCAAGAUAUGGGACGCUACAACAGGCGAACACAUGGAUACACUAGUUGGGCACAUGGCAGGCGUGAGCUGUCUUGCUUGGACACCUGAUAGCAACACCAUCGCAAGUGGUUCAGACGACAAAGCCAUUCGUUUAUGGGAUCGCGUUACAGGGCGGCCAAAAACCACAACUCGAAAAUCGGUAGCUGGUCAAGAAAUGGGACCGUUGAAAGGCCAUCAUAACUAUAUUCACUGCUUGGCAUUCUCGCCAAAGGGCAACAUCCUUGCAAGUGGUUCAUACGAUGAAGCUGUGUUCCUGUGGGAUGUACGAGCGGGCAGGCUGAUGCGAAGCUUACCUGCACAUAGUGAUCCUGUCAGUGGGGUUGACUUUUCUCGAGAUGGCACGCUGGUCGUCAGUUGCUCGACAGAUGGUUUGAUUCGUAUUUGGGAUACAUCAACAGGCCAGUGCUUACGCACCCUUGUUCAUGAAGAUAAUCCAGCUGUCGCCAAUGUUUGCUUCUCCCCUAAUGGACGCUUCGUCCUGGCUUUCAACCUCGACAACUGCAUUCGCCUAUGGGAUUAUGUUUCUGGUACCGUUAAAAAGACAUAUCAAGGCCACGCCAACGAGAAGUUCGCUGUGGGUGGCUGUUUUGGAGUUCUGGAGGGGGCUCCUUUCAUUGCAUCUGCUAGCGAGGACGGCAGCAUCGUCAUGUGGGACGUAGUAUCAAAGACAGUCUUACAAAGAGUAGAGGGUCACAAGGGUGUGUGCUUCUGGGUGGAUGUCCAUGGAGAGACGAUGGUGACCGGAGGGCAGGACAACACAGUCAAGGUUUAUCGACACAUCAGAGAUAACAAGGUGAACGGUGAUACCGAAAAGGUGGAUAAGGAGCCACACUCUGAGGGGUCACUGGCGCAACAAGACGUGGCCAUGAAAGGGGCAUAG